Molecule: messenger RNA, 1115 nt
Organism: Nematostella vectensis (starlet sea anemone)
Lineage: Eukaryota; Metazoa; Cnidaria; Anthozoa; Actiniaria; Edwardsiidae
Exons: 6
Coding region: 141-659 (172 amino acids)
Cellular component (GO): plasma membrane
Source: RefSeq, a predicted model, not a curated record
ACCGCUCAGAUAGCCCUAGACCUGCCAUGUUUUGCUUUCUCGACCUGCGGAUCCCUGCUCUCGUCCAAUCACAGUCCAUUGUUUGCUAUGAAGAAACAGUGUUUAGUAAACAAUAAGUUCUAUUCCUUCGUACUUCCGAAAUGUGGCUAAGGGAUUUAUUCGUGCUCAUCGUUAUUGCUGUGGCGUGUGUCACGGCCGCAGCAUGGCCUGCUUUACUGGAUGACGAGCCCAAUGUUGCAGCCGACUAUCUUGGCUGUUAUAAAGACGAUAAAGCUCCGCUUACUUACUGGCACAAUAACAUCCAAGAUCGCUCGCUAGCCUACCCUAUCAAGAAUUACUUUGGUUCUGUCAAGAAAUGUGUUGACGCAUGCGCAGAUAAGUUUUACCCUUACGCCGGGCUUCAGGCGGGAUUCCUGUGUUUCUGUGGCACAGAUUUCAAUAAAUAUGGCCGACUGGAUGAUAAUUUCUGCAACAUAAAGUGUCGAGGGAACCACAUCUCAACUAAGCACCUACAAAGAACCAAGCAUGGGGAAUUCUGGCUGGACUGUGGCGGCAAGUGGGCAAACUCUAUAUAUUCCACAUACGGGUUACUGCAGCAAGAACACCGCAUUGCUGAGGCGAAGAUGGAUGAUUCGUGGCUUUGGAACAGGAAAAAAUAAGUCUUCUCAGAGAUGACGUCACGGCUACUUGUCGCAAGGCUGACACGAUGACCAGACGAAAUGCAACCUGGGAAAAAUCAUGCUAGUCCAAUAAUCUGACAAAUUCAUAGAUGUCAUCGUCCCCACUCAGUUUUGCCCUGUUCUCUAUCGCAUUCGAUUGACUAUAGUUUAGACAUACACAAGUUUGUCAAUUUAUUGGACAACCCUUACGAGAGCAGAAGAAAAUAGAGCUCAAUGCAGCCGUGCUUGGUGUCAGUCUGAAACACCAAUCCCAGGAACGCUCGUGCAGUGAAACAAGGGACAUGUUCUUCAUGUUGUUUUUCAUUUAAUGUUAGAAUAAAAAAAGAUGUAAACGCGAUCUAUUCUAUCUAUCUCGCUUUUCACAUAAAUUUUAAAUUUCUGCGCGAGAACUUCAUGUUUACAGUAAAGUAUUUCUUAAUAAAUAAAUAAAACAGU